Messenger RNA from Gambusia affinis (western mosquitofish), 1089 nucleotides. It is a transcript of the gene dhrs12la, whose product is annotated as dehydrogenase/reductase 12-like a. NCBI's taxonomy places the organism in Eukaryota, Metazoa, Chordata, Actinopteri, Cyprinodontiformes, Poeciliidae. The record is from RefSeq and is a predicted model, not a curated record. The transcript is spliced from 10 exons. The coding region runs from base 100 to 1062 and encodes 320 amino acids.
CUUUGGAGAUGUUAAUUCAGCGGAGCUACACGUGGGUCUGGUCCAGAGUAAAAGAAGAGGAGAGAAGCCGUCAGAGUGAGAAGCUUCCAGAGCAGCAGCAUGUCUCUGUACCGCAACUCCGCCUGGUUCCUCAAAGGACUGACCGAGUUCACUAAGAAUGGCCACCUGUCAGCAUCCAAGCGAUUUGUGGAGAAGGACCUGGAGGUGUCCGUGGCUGGACGCUCCUUCAUGAUAACCGGAGCCAACAGUGGCAUCGGAAAAGCUGCUGCCAUGGCUAUUGCUAAAAGAGGAGGGACGAUCCACAUGGUUUGCAGGAACAAGGAUAAAGCUGAGGAGGCCAGGGCAGACAUCGUCAAGGAGACGGGAAAUAAAGAGAUCUAUGUCCACAUCCUGGACUUGUCUGAGACAAAGAAGGUGUGGGAGUUUGCCGAGGGCUUCAAGAGGAAGUUCAAGGCUCUCAAUGUGCUGAUCAAUAAUGCAGGUUCCAUCAUGAGUCAGCGGGAUGUCAACGCUGAAGGACUGGAGAAGAGCUUCGCUGUCAACGUCCUCGGGGUGUACAUUUUGACCAAGAGUCUCAUUCCCCUCCUGGAGAAGAGCACAGAUCCCAGAGUGAUCACAGUGUCAUCGGGUGGAAUGCUGGUUCAGAAGCUCAGGAUAGGAAACCUGCAGUCUGAGAGGGGCCGCUUUGACGGAACCAUGGUCUACGCCCAGCACAAAAGGCAGCAGGUGGUGAUGACAGAGCAGCUGGCAAAGACUCACGCUAACAUCCACUUCUCCGUCAUGCAUCCUGGCUGGGUGAACACUCCAGCAGUGGCCAAUGCUAUGCCAGAUUUCCAUCGCUCCAUGAUGGAUAGCCUCCGGACCCCGGAUCAGGGGGCCGACACAGUAGUGUGGCUCGCCAUCUCCGAGGCUGCUACCACAAACCCGAGCGGACGCUUCUAUCAGGACCGAAAGGUGGUGCCCACUCACUUGCCCCUGGCCUGGACCCACAGCUCCCCCCUGGAGGAGCAGAAGCUCAUGGCGCUCCUGGAGGAUCUGGCCAAGACGUUUCAGCCCCACUGAGCCAGAACCACCCCAGAGAGACCAGCA